This is a messenger RNA of Colias croceus (clouded yellow), 3004 nucleotides long. It is a transcript of the gene Cna, whose product is annotated as serine/threonine-protein phosphatase 2B catalytic subunit 3-like. The record is from RefSeq and is a predicted model, not a curated record. The transcript has a single exon. Bases 229 to 1716 code for a protein of 495 amino acids. Gene Ontology annotation, cellular component: cytoplasm; calcineurin complex. Gene Ontology annotation, biological process: calcineurin-mediated signaling. NCBI's taxonomy places the organism in Eukaryota, Metazoa, Arthropoda, Insecta, Lepidoptera, Pieridae. Gene Ontology annotation, molecular function: calmodulin binding; calmodulin-dependent protein phosphatase activity.
UGAUUUUGCCAGUGUUACUAUUUCAGUGAUAUGUUCAAAAGUAAUAAAACGCGCUCGAUAUCCCUGUUUAUUUUAUUGACCACUCGCCAGAUGUUUGCGCAUUGUUUUUCAGUGCGCAGUAGUUUCUCUCUCGUGAAAUCGGGAUUCUGAUUUAGUAUUAUAUCUAUUCUGCCAUUUUGAAAAUAGUGGCGUGUAUGGAUUAGACCUAGUGUUUUUUAUGUGACAAAUAUGUCCGGGAGCAAUGAAAAAGUUUCGACUACGCAGCGUAUGAUCCAAAGUGUUGCUUUCCCUCCCAGCCAUAAGCUCACUGUAUCUGAAGUAUUCGAUGAGAAAACUGGGAAACCUCUACCAGAUGUACUGAAGCAACAUUUUAUCUUAGAGGGUAGGAUUGAGGAAAAUGCGGCUUUACGAAUUAUUCAAGAUGGUGCCACCCUUUUGCGAUCAGAAAAAACUAUGAUCGAAAUUGAUUCACCGGUGACCGUGUGCGGGGACGUCCAUGGCCAGUUUUACGAUUUGAUGAAAUUAUUCGAAGUGGGAGGUUCUCCUUCAUGCACCAAGUAUUUAUUCUUAGGUGAUUAUGUCGAUCGAGGUUAUUUUAGUAUAGAAUGUGUACUCUACCUUUGGGCUUUGAAAUUAUGUUACCCGAAGACAUUAUUUCUGUUACGCGGCAAUCACGAGUGUCGACACUUGACAGAAUAUUUUACCUUCAAACAAGAAUGUAAAAUCAAGUACUCAGAGAAAGUGUACGAUGCUUGUAUGGAGGCUUUCGAUUGCUUACCUCUUGCUGCUCUUAUGAACCAGCAGUUCCUAUGUGUACAUGGAGGGCUAUCUCCAGAAAUCAACAGCUUAGACGAUAUUCGUAAACUAGAUAGAUUCAAAGAACCACCUGCAUUUGGAGCUAUGUGUGAUUUGCUGUGGUCAGAUCCUUUGGAGGAUUUUGGAAAUGAGAAAAAUGCUGAACAUUUUUCGCACAACUCUGUGAGAGGUUGUUCAUAUUUCUAUAGCUAUGCUGCUUGUUGUGAUUUUCUCCAAAGAAAUAAUUUAUUAUCUAUCAUCCGUGCACAUGAAGCCCAAGAUGCUGGCUACCGAAUGUAUCGUAAAAGCCAAACAACUGGCUUUCCAAGUCUUAUCACCAUUUUCUCUGCUCCUAACUACUUGGAUGUUUACAAUAACAAAGCUGCUGUUCUCAAGUAUGAGAAUAAUGUCAUGAACAUCAGGCAAUUUAACUGCUCACCCCAUCCAUAUUGGUUACCCAACUUUAUGGACGUUUUUACCUGGUCUCUUCCAUUUGUUGGUGAGAAAGUUACAGAAAUGCUGGUCAAUGUCUUAAAUAUUUGUUCUGAUGAUGAGCUUAUGUCAGAAGGUGAUGAUGCAUUGGAGGAAGCCAAUCUCAGGAAAGAAGUCAUACGUAACAAAAUUCGUGCCAUUGGAAAGAUGGCUCAUGUGUUCUCUGUGCUACGUGAAGAAAGUGAAUCUGUACUCCAGCUUAAAGGGCUCACACCUACUGGUGCAUUACCUCUUGGAGCCCUAUCUGGAGGAAAAACUUCAUUAAAGAAUGCUCUACAGGGCUUCUCUCCUAACCACAAGAUUACCUCUUUUGCUGAGGCUAAAGGGUUGGAUGCCAUUAAUGAGCGUAUGCCACCGCGGCGUGACGGUCAGCGCACACCAGAUGUACAGGACAAGAAACCACAUGUUAACAGCAAUGCACACUCGUGAAGUGCUCCUUGAUGCUUCUCUUCGAUCCGUACUUGUUUGUCCACAAUAGGAGUGGUGGUGAAAUAUGUGUGAAGGAGACUUAAGCUUUGGAAUGAUAUUUCACUUUCAUGAUAACUAGGUGGAUUUGAAGGGAAUUGUCAUAGAUACUAAAUAUUUUAAAAUUUGGAUUUAACUUUUUUUCAAUAGAUAAAAUUAAAAUUUCUCUUAAGAUAUUAUCUUUCGAUAUUUAAAAUAUAUCAGAUCUGCAGGCAACAAAUUUGUUUAGUCAAUUAAAUAAUAAGGUUGCACAUUUAUUUAUAAUGCGCUGCACUGUUUAAUUUUUGGUAAUGUAAUUUUAAAUUUUUCAUAUGAAAAGACAUGAUAUUGUAAUAUAAAUUUAUUCAGAUUAUCUUCUUAUAUUCUACAUUGUUAUCUACAUUAGUGAAAAUUAGACAUGUCUAUAAUUUUCAAAGCAUAAUUAGCUGUGAUAUUAAGCGAAGAUCAAUGUAUUAUUUAAUAGCAAUUUGCUAGGGGAGUACAGGCAUGUUCAUUGGCUAAUCAUGCAUUGAAAUUGUAAAGUAAGUGGUGAAGUUCUCAGCUUGGGCGUGUCUUUAUAAUCUAUUAAGUAAUAAAUAAUUAUGUACUAUAGUGUUCAGCACAUGGUGUAUUGUUGCCGAACGUGUGUGCUGUGUAAAUAUGCCUUGUGCGUACACACACGUUAUUGCAGCUUUAACACUUGAGAUAAAUAUUACUCUCUUUAAUAUCUUUGCUACAAGUUGUACUUAAUUGUAUUUUAUUGUACAAAAUAUAUUAAAUUACUAUCUAAAAUAUACUUAAAUUAAUUUAUAUUUGGAUGUAUGCUGGCUCCUUGUUGCCUGCAUGCAGCUGAACUUGUAUGCUGGAACAUCACAUAUUAAAGUUUCUUAGUCAUAAUGUUUCGGUAUAUAAGAUGUAGCGGCUAGUCUAAUUGCAGAUUUUCUUACAGCUUCUAUUUCAUAUUUCACUUAAUUAUUAAUAAUUAUAAAGGUUUAAUGACCUAUGCACUGUUGGAAAAUCUCUUUUGGUCUGCCAAAUAUUCUUGAUGCAAUAAGUUAACAUUGUGAAUACUACAAGUGGCUUACAUAACUUUCAAAGUCAGUUACUAAGACGUAUUUUAUCUCAAUUUGGUGUGUAGUCCUUCAUAUGUUUCUGUACUUUUAAAUAAAUUCUACCUAUGUAAAACUAACAAUAUAUUUAAUUUUAUUUUGUACUAAUCAUGGGAAGUGUUGUUUUAUCCUUAUAAAAUAUAUUAACAUUGAGCUCCAUUAAA